Molecule: messenger RNA, 4273 nt
Organism: Amphiprion ocellaris (clown anemonefish)
Lineage: Eukaryota; Metazoa; Chordata; Actinopteri; Pomacentridae
Gene: ptprna
Product: protein tyrosine phosphatase receptor type Na
Exons: 24
Coding region: 385-3231 (948 amino acids)
Biological process (GO): protein dephosphorylation
Cellular component (GO): secretory granule
Molecular function (GO): protein tyrosine phosphatase activity
Source: RefSeq, a predicted model, not a curated record
AGGUCGAUCCCUUCCAUCGCAGAGAGCUUCCUCGGUUUCUACUCAAACCGGAGCCUACGUUAUGUGCGCAGUUGUGCCGUCGUGAGUCGAUUUUACGCGCACACCGUGUCCCUCCUUCUCUCCAUCCCCGCGCCCCGCCUGGUCACUGUGAAGAAUUACUUAUUUCUUUUUUUCGUCAGUUUUUUUUUAAAGAUUUUUUUUCCAGUCACAUGGGCUGUUUGGGUUCAGUGUGUGCUAUCGACACACACGGCACAGCGAGGGCUCAUUUGAUCAUGAUUUGAAGGCGGGAGGAAAAGCAAAUAAUAAAAAACAGGGACUCCGCAUCUUUCUCUGUCCAUCUCCUCCUCCGCUGCUGCUGCUGCUGCUGCGAGGCUUCGGAGGAUCAUGCAACACCUUAAGCCAUGGCGAGCUUUGCUGCUCCUGACCGCGCUGUGCCACCCGGGGAUCUCUGACAAAUACGGUUGCCUAUUUGAGAGACAACUGUGCACACGGGAUCAGUUCUGCUCAGAUGAUGGAUUGUUUGGUCAGUGUCGAACCUCUAAGCAGGACCAAGUUCAGUACCAGGUGUCGGUUCCUGUACUGAAGAGGAUGCAGGAAGUCCUCAAACAGCUCAUGCUACAAGGGCUGUCAUGGCAGGAUGACAUCACCCAGUACAUUUUGUCAAAGGAGCUGAAGCGAGUUCCCCACACCACCGUUCCCUCGAAGCCAAACUCUUCAUCCUUCUCUUCGCACUUGUCUCAGUCAAAACAGCACAUCCCUCAUCACCAAAGUUCUAAGUCACGGUCCGCAUCUCCUGGUGGCAAAUACGUGGACUACAUGAUAGUUGAGCCUCCUCAGUCCCCGCUACGCAUGCAAACAGCAUCUAUGGACCCAUACACAUAUCACCAGCACAGGUACCAAGAUGAUGUAGAGAGAUCUCUUCUGGGUGCAGGAGGCAGUUAUGCCCGCCCCUCUUCAAGGUCCCAGGCCAAUCAGAGAGAGCGAGAGCGUGACAGGCAGCUGCUGCAGGAGGCUCUGUCUCUCUAUCUGGCGUCUGCACAGCCGUCUUAUCGCCACCGAGGGGCUGCUUCCAUGACUCCUGCAGGUUUGCCCUAUUAUGAGGACUUAGAGUUGGAGAUACCAGUGGACUAUGUGGAAGACUACACCCUGGAGGAGAGACUUGGUACCACAGGCAGACAACAAACCCUGCAGAAUAAGAAAGUUCCCCAGGCUUUAAGUGCGCUGUCUGGAACCAACGAUGGUUUGCUCCAGAGGAUGUCAGGAGUCUUGCAGAAGUACAGAGUUGACCCCAGAGAGCUCAGUCAGGAGCAGCUCUACAAACUGGCCCUCAUACUGCAGCUGCUGCAGGCCCAAGACAAAGCAGAUCCAAUUGAGAAAGACCUCAUCACCCUCAAGGAGAUGCAGCUGUUAAAAACAGACAGCGUGUCCAACAAGCCGGAGAAGCCUGCUCCUGCUCCUGCUCCCAGCCCCCCCAAUGCCCCUCUUGCCCCCUCCUCUGCCUCAGUCCUGGCCACACCUCCAGCCAAGAGUGCCAACCUCCACCUGUCUGCUUCCCAGCCUCCACAGGCCGCUCCUGCUGAAGCUGGACAUGGCCUGAAGGAGCAGGGUCUGCCACUAGUCGAGGGUACAGGAGCCAAAGAGGAGUAUGGGUACAUUGUCACCAACCAGAGUCCUUUGAGUCUGUACGAUGGAGUGAAACUGUUGGAGCUGUUGGCUGAUAAAAUACACUUGGCAACUAGCAGCUUCAUCAACAUCAGCGUUGUUGGUCCUGCGUUGACUUUCCGUAUCCGGCAGAAUGAGCACAACAUGACGGCUGCAGAGGUAGCUGCUAAAGCUGUAACUGAAAAGAACUUCCUGGAGUCGGAGACAGGCCUGAAGAUCGUACAGACUGGUGUGGGAGAGAGGACAGAUGCACGGCGUCUCCCUCAGGUAACCAGGGUUUCCCAGGGCUCCAGUGGGACAGUGAUCACCCUUGUUUCCAUGGCAGUUGUUGGAGGCGUGCUGGUAUUGGCCAUGGCCGUUGCUUGUCUAAGGCAUUAUGCUCAGCAAGUGGCCAAUGGCAAGCUUGGCCUGGGGCCAGAGGGAGGAGCAGAAACACACUUUGACUACCAGGAGCUAUGUCGGCAGCACAUGGCAUCUAAAUCUUCCCUGUGCCGCCAGGACUGUGUGGGAGGGGUGAGCGGUGGCGUGGCGGGGUCCGCUGUAGGCACAGGUGCUGGUGGACGGAGGGGUACGGACACGUCCCGCGUCAGCAGCGUUUCCUCCCAGUUCAGCGACGGUCCACAGCACAGCCCGUCCUCCACCCACAGCUCCACCCCGUCCUGGAGUGAGGAACCAGCCCAGUCGAACAUGGACAUCUCUACUGGUCACAUGAUACUGACAUAUAUGGAGGAUCACCUGCGCAAUAAGGAUCGCCUUCAGAAGGAGUGGGAGGCUCUGUGCUCAUACCAGGCUGAACCCAGCUCAGUAGCUGUGGCUCAAGUCCCAAACAACAUGGACAAGAACAGACACGCUGAGUCCCUCCCCUAUGAUCACUCUCGAGUGAAGCUGAAGACUGAAGUGAACCCCAGUAAACAAGAUUACAUCAAUGCAAGCAUCAUUUUCGAUCAUGACCCUCGCCAACCAGCUUAUAUCGCUACACAGGGACCUCUGCCACACACUGUUGCUGAUUUCUGGCAGAUGGUGUGGGAGAAUGGCUGCACAGUGAUAGUGAUGAUGACAGCUCUGGUGGAGGACGGAGAGAAGCAGUGCGAACGAUAUUGGCCUGAUGAGGGUUCAUCGCUCUACCAUAUUUAUGAGGUGAACCUGGUGUCGGAGCACAUCUGGUGUAAGGACUUUCUGGUGCGCAGCUUCUACUUGAAAAAUGUUCAGACGCAGGAGACGAGAACCUUGACGCAGUUCCACCUGCUGAGCUGGCCGGCUGACGGCAUCCCCACCUCCACACGACCGCUGCUUGACUUCCGCAGGAAGGUGAAUAAAUGUUACAGAGGCCGAUCCUGUCCAAUUAUUGUGCACUGCAGCGAUGGCACUGGCAGGACCGGCACGUACAUCCUCAUCGACAUGGUGCUGAACCGCAUGGCUAAGGGCGUGAAGGAGAUUGACAUUGCCGCCACACUGGAGCACAUUAGAGACCAGAGACCAGGCCUGGUCCGCACCAAGGACCAGUUUGAGUUUGCUCUCACCGCGGUAGCCGAGGAGGUGAAUGCCAUCUUGAAAGCGUUGCCACAGUGAGACGCAGCAGCUGAAGGACACGCUGAUGAAACGCAGACAUACACAGAAAAACACACAGCCCGAAGGACACACGUAUGUCCAUUACUGUAAAUAAGAACUUGCUCGGCCACACCCGGAGCUGUUGCUGCUCCUGCUGUCAGACCUGCAGUAUUUUUCCAAUCCACUCAUUCUCUGGGUUUUUCAAACUUUUUCACUUUAUGAAAAGGGUAGUAAAUGGUUUUUGGCAGGAUGCAAAUAUGAAACAGGAGGUCAAAUUUCUACACCACCGUGGCAUCAAUUUGAUCUCUGUCUUUGCUCUCUAAAGUUAAUUACACAAGGAUCCGGCCAAAACAGGUGAAAUUACCAGAUUCAAAACCUUUGUGCCUGUGUGAACCCAGAUGAAACUGCAACACUAUUUGGCUGAAUAUCAAAGUGUGACAAUGUGUAUCUAUCUUACUGCCAUCUCAUUCAACUUUUGCCUUUCAGUGGACAUGAUUACCUCAAAUGAGCAAUCAGCACCGACAGAUGAUUUACCACAAACACUGAGGAUUUGUUUUGGCUGCUGUGAUAAACAUUACAAUUGGACCAAUGACAAAAUAGUGUUAAAUCCCCUUACAAACUUCACAUUUCUAUGACAUCCAUCUUACUGAAACUCAGUAAGGAUUUUCUCCAUUGUAACUCUCUGAAUGUGGUGUUUUGUGUCCAACAGAAUACUGUAUACUACUGUCUAGUGUGUGUUGAGUUCUGGCAAGUUUUUGUUUGUGAGGCUUGUUUUUGCCUUGAAAACAUGAUUGUUUGCUUUCAGCACUGCUCCUUUUGUAAUGGAUGCUGUACAUUGACCAUGAGGUACACAUCCCCGUCUCUUUUUCAUUCUGCAACCAAAGUAAUCUUGUUUUCUUUUGCUGUCUCACUCAAUGUACGGACUUGUGAUUAAUGUAAAUAAUUCACCCUGAUGAUUGUGUUUAUUUCAUGUAGCAGACGGACAGAAAAUAUCUAUAAAAAUGUAUUUUUGACUUGACCUAAAUAAAUUUGUGAUGUGAUGCAGCAGAAAACAAACAUAAAA